Diabrotica virgifera virgifera (western corn rootworm) is the source of this 1031-nucleotide messenger RNA. RefSeq names its product 28S ribosomal protein S11, mitochondrial (gene mRpS11). The coding region runs from base 128 to 730 and encodes 200 amino acids. NCBI's taxonomy places the organism in Eukaryota, Metazoa, Arthropoda, Insecta, Coleoptera, Chrysomelidae. Gene Ontology annotation, biological process: ribosomal small subunit assembly; translation; maturation of SSU-rRNA from tricistronic rRNA transcript (SSU-rRNA, 5.8S rRNA, LSU-rRNA). The transcript is spliced from 6 exons. Gene Ontology annotation, cellular component: mitochondrial small ribosomal subunit; ribosome. The record is from RefSeq and is a predicted model, not a curated record. Gene Ontology annotation, molecular function: small ribosomal subunit rRNA binding; structural constituent of ribosome; mRNA 5'-UTR binding.
ACAGUGAGAAGUGACAGGACAGUGACGGAUACGGAUAUUUAACCUAACCUAAGAGUUCUUGGAGAAAACUUUUUUUUUAUUUGAAAUAAAAUUAUAUUUUGGAUUUCUGUUUAUAGUAAAUAUAUAAAUGGCUAUCAAUCAAGUUAAUAUACUUUUUAAAAACUUGUUACUUCAAAGCCACAAAGCUGUACAUGCUAGAUCUCUAUUUACAUCCACACUGAAUCUGAGAGAUGUUGUGGAUAGAAAAGAAAUGCUAAGAUCUAUGCCUGCAAUAGAUGAAGGAACACAUGGAGAAAAAUCUAUUGAUAUUGAUUCUGCUAUUACCAAGAGAGACCUUUUUCCCACCAUAGAUACCCCAAACAAAUUAUUUAAUGGAAUUCCUUUUAAAGACCUACCUAUUUUUAAUAUUAGAGUUACAAGGAAUAAUACUAUUCUUUGUUUGACUGAUGCAAAAGGAACACCUAAACUAAUAAGGUCUUGUGGAGUAGAAGGAUUUAAAAAUACUAAAAAAGGAACAAAUAUUGCAGCUCAAGCCACAGCCAUUUCAGCAGGAACAAAAGCGCUAGAUCAAGGCCACAAGAUAGUCAGAGUAAGAGUAAGAGGACUGGGACCUGGUAGAAUGGCUUCAAUAAAAGGACUACAGAUGUCAGGCUUAGACAUAGUUUCAAUUACAGAUAGUACAAAAGUGUCAUGGAAUGGACCUAGACCACGGAAGCAGAGAAAGCUUUAAAACUUUUUACAAUUAGGUAUUUCGUUUAAAGGUUCGGCGCAAGUUCCCAUGUUCUUCAUAGUUACCAGAGACCUUGAUCGACAGUUUUCAAUAUCCAAGAAACAUGUGUUGCUGUAUGUCAUGUUGUCUGUACCACAUACAGGGUCGUAGUAUGUUGGGCAAAUCUUUUGACAUCCUUUGAAUUGGAAUCCGGCGAUGCAGCGUUUCAUGGGAACUACGUAUAUGUGUUUCCUAUAAAUAAAAAUUAAAUAAAUUAUAUAUAUUGUAUAUUCGAAUUCUUACAUAAACUGUUACAAACAUC